This is a messenger RNA of Histoplasma mississippiense, 1986 nucleotides long. RefSeq lists its product with no specific name. Bases 1 to 1986 code for a protein of 661 amino acids. Gene Ontology annotation, biological process: ribosomal large subunit assembly; rRNA processing. Gene Ontology annotation, molecular function: nucleic acid binding; exonuclease activity. NCBI's taxonomy places the organism in Eukaryota, Fungi, Ascomycota, Eurotiomycetes, Onygenales, Ajellomycetaceae. Gene Ontology annotation, cellular component: nucleus. The transcript is spliced from 4 exons. The record is from RefSeq and is a predicted model, not a curated record.
AUGAAUCCACCGGAUCCCAAAGCAAGAACGGGACCGGAACGCCAUGAAGGGCAGGAAAGGACAAUGCAGUCCUCAUCCCCAUCAUCGCUUCCACCAUCAACCUCCACUCAAACAAAAGCCAACGCUCACUCCCGGAGAUCCUUCAAAAAGGGCAAAAAUAUACCAAAGCGCGAAAAUAUAAACUUACUAGCAUCAAAUAAUGGCCCUGGAGCUGUUCAGCACCCUCCUACCCUUCUCCCCCCAACGGGAAGAACCAAUGAGCGAAAUCGGAACAAAUUCAUCAUGGAUCAAGAGCUAGAGCAACCCAAAAGAGAACAACUGAAUACACACUCCCCCCCGUUUAUACCCAUUUCAGCGCAGACACAUCCUGCGUCGGUUCGUCCAGCGAUAAGGCUAAAUCAAGAGCAGCACAAUCGAAGUGAGCAGCCGCCUCAUCAUCCAUUACCAACCUCUGGAAGGCCGCGCCACACGACAUCCACGCGUAGCGGUGGCUCAUCCCUAAUCAUGAGGCAGACCGUUGCCACGGAUCAAACACAAGAGGGGGCUCAUAGUAUCCUCGAAGCAACUCCUGAAUAUAUGUUCCAGCUGAAUUCGCUUGUUGCCAAUCCAGAUAGCCUUCAGAAGGUUGGGUAUGUUCUCAACCCUCUGUCUGUGGAGGACCUGGAAUUGAAGAAAAGAUGCAGUGGGUGCGGCAUGUCCAUGGCGAAAUAUUUACGCUCACAAGAGAGGAGGCAGCGGAAGGAGAAGCGCAAGAAUUCCAUCGAUCGCCCAAGUAAAUCAGACCACGAUGCAAACAAAGAAAAGACCUUAUCACAGCAGGAGAAAGUUGACGGCAAUUGCAAGAAUGAUGAUGAUACUAAGCAAAAACCGAAGACGAAAGUGUUUCGCUGCAAGUUCCAUCCAGGUACACCGACGUGGAAUAGGAAUAAAAAGAUAUGGUCAUGCUGUAAUCAGCCAAUCGCUUCAGAUCCUUGCGGCGGUGCUGAGCAGCAUCACGUUCGCUUCUAUCGCCCAGGAGAUAUGACGAGACUCUGGCAGUUUCACCCGACUCCACGGCCACCAAUUAUGCACACUCCUGAUAUCCGUGCGGCGGUUGCCAUUGACUGUGAAAUGGGUCAGGCAGCGUCUGGAGAUUCCGAGCUCAUCCGGAUUACGCUGAUAGAUUACUUCUCGUCGGCCGUGCUCAUUGAUAGCCUCGUGUAUCCGAGCGUGAAAAUGGAGCACUACAGGACUCGAUUCUCUGGUGUCAAUAGGCGAGACAUGGAAGCUGCAAAAACAGCUGGGAGUUGUAUUAUGGGAAGAGACAAUGCUCGAUUCGCCGUGUGGAGAUACGUCGGACCUGAGACUGUUGUUGUUGGGCAUUCGGCCCAUAAUGACUUAGAGUCGUUGAGGUGGAUCCAUACUGCUGUCGUGGACACGUAUAUUAUCGAAGACCUACUGGAAAAGAAAAAGAAUUGCGAAUCUAAGAAAGAUGCUGAUAAGACUAAAGAUGGAAAAGUAGCUGUUGAGACAGAUAAGCUACUACUCCUGGCUGGAGAACCUGCGGGAAAUGAACAUGAACAUGAACACGAACUACAUGAGGGCGAAGAGUCGGAAGAGAUGAAAGGUAGUACAGAACAAAAGGAGUCAUCGGAUCUAAAGGCGGAACCCGACGGUGCCCCUGGAAAGGCUGAACAGGAGCCGCGGAAGAAGAGAAAUAAAGGGAGUGGCAGCUUGUCGCUCAAGACACUAGCUAGAGUGAGACUGGGGCGGGAUAUCCAAAAUGCAGACAAGAAAGGCCACGAUAGCCUAGAGGAUGCGCUUGCAGCGAGAGACCUGGCCCAUUGGCAUAUUGCUAAUGGAGAGAGGGCUGAAUUGGAUAAAGGGAAGGAAGGGCAGCUCAGUUUUCAUGUUCGUAACCCGGGGCCGAUAUCGCAACACCAGCGGGCCCUUGAGACGAGAACCAAAGCCGAGACAGAUUUGAGAAAGGGUGGUCGAUGGCAGUGA